Messenger RNA from Selaginella moellendorffii, 2550 nucleotides. RefSeq names its product phosphatidylinositol 4-kinase gamma 6. Gene Ontology annotation, molecular function: protein binding. Lineage: Eukaryota; Viridiplantae; Streptophyta; Lycopodiopsida; Selaginellales; Selaginellaceae. The record is from RefSeq and is a predicted model, not a curated record. The transcript has a single exon. Bases 109 to 2148 code for a protein of 679 amino acids.
GGAGAGAGAGAGAGAAAGAGAGAGGCGGAGGAGAGCGUUCUUCUUGUUUCUCUCUUUCAAUCCUCCUCCCUCGCCUCCCAGCUCCCGGCGCGGAGAGAUCGAUCGAGAAUGCCGCCGGAAGCUCCAUCCCUGGCUAUGGCGAUGCCCGAGCUCGAGCAAGAGGCGCGGCUGCUGCAUGGAGGGGGCGGCGGCGGCGGGGGCGAUGGGCAAGGUAAGCAGCAGUGGAAGAAGCAGCAGGGAUGGAGGCGGCGGAUCUUUGUCCAGACGGACAACGGCAGCGUGCUGGGGAUGGAGGUCCACCGCAGCGACAAGGUCCAGUCGAUCAAGAAGAAGAUCCAGGCGGUGCUGCGCAUCUCCACGGAGAACAGCGAUCUUUCUUUCGGGGAUCACGUCCUCGAGGACGACGUGAGCGAGCUGCGCUGCGACUCGCCCGUGCUGCUGGCGCGCAGCAGCACCAUCCACCGGAGCUUCUCCACGCCGUGCCUCUGCCCGUCCAAGAAAGAGAGCAAUGCGGCAAUCUUUCUCGGGGGGGAGGAGGAGGAGGAGGACAGCCGCGGGCCGUUCGAGAUCGUGGGCGGAUGGAGCUGCUGCGCCAGGAUCAAGCGCCUCAUCCAGGAGAGCUGCGCCGGGAUCGAGCGUGGCGUGGAGCCGCUCCCAGCGCAGGGAGGACUGGGAGGAGCCUACUACUUCCGAGACCGCCACGGCAAGAAGAUCGCCAUCGUCAAGCCAGCGGACGAGGAGCCACUGGCGCCCAACAAUCCGCGAGGAUUCGUGGGCCGCCGCCUCGGACAGGCGGGGCUCAGUCGAUCCAUCCGCGUCGGCGAGACUGGCAUUCGCGAGGUGGCCGCGUAUCUCCUGGAUCACGGCCACUUCGCCCAGGUGCCGGCCACUGUUCUUGUCAAGGCCGUGCAUCCCAUCUUCCACAUCAACUCGGCGUGGAGUCGGUCCGGGAGCAAGCUCGCCAAGAUUGGAUCGUUCCAGGAGUUCGUGGAGCACGACUACGAGGCCAGCGAAUGCGGCUGCUCGCGCUUCCCGGCCUCGGCAGUCCACCGCGUGGGAAUCCUCGACGUCCGGCUCUUCAACACGGAUCGCCAUGCCGGGAACAUCCUCGUCCGCCACAACACCGCCGCCGCGGCCACCACCAACAUGUGUAACUCGGUGGAGCUCAUCCCAAUCGAUCACGGCCUAUGCCUCCCGGAGAGCAUCGAAGAUCCAUACUUUGAGUGGCUGCAUUGGCCGCAGGCUUCCUUCCCGUUCUCCGAGGAGGAGCUCGACUACAUCCGGGUGUUGGAUCCGGCCAAGGACGCGGACAUGCUGAGGAAGCAGCUCCCCAUGCUCAAGGAAGCGUGCAUCCGGAUGAUGAUCCUGUGCACGAGCUUCCUGAAGCGAGCGGCCGAGGCCGGGCUGUGCCUGGCGGAAGUCGGGUCGAUGAUGAGCAGGGAGCUGGACGACAGUGGCGAGACGUGCAGCAGCGAGCUGGAGAAGAUGUGUACAGUGGCCAGAGAUCAGGCGGCACAGGAGUCAGCGCUAGCCGGAUCGCAAUUGGUGACGGACGAGUCCGAGAACGAGAAGGGUGGCGGACAUGAAGAAGAUGACGACGACGAGGAACAGGUGUUUGAGAUCGACAUGGACGAGCAGCAGCAGCAGCAGUUGCAGCUAAUCUCUCCAUCGCGAGCUGCUAGCGACGCGAAGAACUCGCCACGAACUUCGCCAGUGAAGAAGCAGCUCUUCCGGUCGGUGUCCGAGAUGCAGCCAGUGAGAGAGGAGGAGGAGGAAGACGAUGGCGAUGGUGAGGACGAUGACGAUGACGAUCUCGAUCUCGGCCUGGAUCGAUCCAGAGGCUGCUGCUCCAGCUGCGUCACCACACCCAGCAGCAGCAUCGGUCGAAUGAACUUUAAGAAGAAGAAAGCCAAGAAGAAGCGAGCCUCCUCCAAGGGGUUUGCAUCGGCGUCCGCGCACAAGCGCAGCACUGCCCGGCCGGCGGAGACGUCCUUGGCCCUGUCGAGCCUGUGCGACAGGGAAUGGAACGCUUUCAUGCGAUGCUUCCACAGCGUUUGUGGCCAAGUUUUGGAGCGACACAACGCGGAGAAGGGGAGCGCGAUGAUCCGGCUACAGCAGAUGAGACUGGGAACGUCGUGCCAGUUCUAGGUAGAGGCUAUAGGCAGCUAGCUAGCUCGCUCGCUCGCUUGGCGUGGAAAAGGAGCGCUAUCUUUUGUUACAGAGACAAAGGAGUGGCUUGUACAAUUUUGUAAAUGAAGAAGCAGUCAGUUAGAGCCGUUAGAUCGGGAUCGGAUGGCCCGGAUCUCCUCCUCUGGUUUCGUGACAACGAUGACCAUGACAGGAUAUGCGAUACUUUAACAGGAAGAUCUUUUUGACAGGCGUUGCGCGGCGGCCAAGGAUUCGCCAGCUCCUUUGGCAAGUGCCCUCAACACUGCCCAGGGCUGGUUUGCUAUAAAUCGCGAGCCCAAUGUAGCAUACUACCAGGGGCGCCAUCUUUGUAGAGCGAGCAUUUGUAUUCUUGUUAAGGUUUGUCCUAAACAUUGCAACGAA